CUGGGCACACCUGGGCCAGCGCCGCAGUUACCUGCGGGAUUGGUGAGAGCGUUUUCGCGAGGUCGAAAACUCCGGAUAAUCAAAAACUCAGAAUUUCUGUAAUAAAAGAAAUGGUUGGGGAAGGAGCCAAAAUUAUUGGUAUUCUGAACAUUUCAUUAUAUCAUAUAGAGACUAUGAAGGGUCUUAUUAAGAUUGUGCUAUGCCUUGUAUGACUAAGACCUCUUACCAAGAAUACCUGUCAGACCAUAAAACCACUGCCAAGGAGUGCAGGGGUGGCAAUGAAACAGCCCAACAGGAAAAGGAAGCUUAAUAUGGAUUCCAAAGAGCGUUUGGAUCAGGACGGAUGCUUGGAGCAAGCUGAAGAAGAAAAGAAGUCCAAGGAUGGCACAAUCCCUUUGAGUCACGCCCCUUCAGCGGCUGCACAGGGAGCAUGGUCUUGGGAGUGGUACUUGAAAGAACAGAAGGCUGUCGCAGCACCUGUUGAGCUGUUUUCCAAGGAUCAGUCCUUUCCCGAGCAUGAAAAUGGUUUUCAGAUUGGAAUGAGAUUAGAAGGCAUUGAUCCCCGACAUCCAUCGGUAUUCUGUGUGCUUUCUGUAGCGGAGGUUUGUGGUUACCGUCUAAGACUUCAUUUUGAUGGUUAUUUAAGUUGCUAUGAUUUUUGGACCAAUGCUGGUUCCCCUGACAUUCAUCCAGUAGGAUGGUGUGAAAAGACCAAACAUGAAUUGCACAUCCCUAAGGGUUAUAGAAAAGAUAAGUUUGUUUGGAUGGAUUACCUGAAGGCCUGCAAAUUGCAAAAUGCUCCAAAGAAAUUAUUCAGAAACAGAAGCCCUAAUGGGCCAAUGCCUAAAGAAUUUCAGGUUGGAAUGAAGCUGGAAGCCGUCGACAGGAAGAACCCUUCCUUGGUGUGUGUGGCGACCAUAGCAGAUAUUGUUGAAGAUCGCUUACUAGUGCAUUUUGACAACUGGGAUGAUAGUUACGAUUACUGGUGUGAUGUUAAUAGCCCUUACGUCCAGCCAGUUGGUUGGUGUCAGGAGAAUGGAAGAACUCUGAUAGCACCCCAAGGUUAUCCCAAUCCAGAAAAGUUUUCCUGGACAGAAUACCUGGAAGCUACUCAAACCAAUGCAGUUCCUGCCAAAGUUUUUAAAAUGAGGUUGCCUCAUGGUUUUCUGCCAAAUAUGAAACUUGAAGUUGUGGAUAAACGGAACCCCAGGUUAAUUCGUGUUGCUACGAUUGUAGAUGUUGAUGACCAAAGAGUAAAGGUUCAUUUUGAUGGUUGGGACCAUAAGUAUGACUACUGGGUGGAGGCAGACAGCCCUGACAUCCACCCGAUCGGAUGGUGUGAUGUCACAGGGCAUCCUCUGGAAGUGCCGCAGCGAACGAAUGACCUGAAGAUCCUUCCAGGUCAAGCUGUCUGUCCUACUCCCGGGUGCCGAGGAAUAGGCCAUAUCCGUGGUCCACGUUAUUCAGGACAUCACAGUGCUUUUGGCUGCCCGUAUUCAGACAUGAACUUGAAAAAGGAGGCAACACUUCAUGAUCGUUUGAGAGAACAAACACAGGCAAAUUUGGAAUCAGACUCUUCACAUUCGAAAUCAAAAAACCUCUGUAGUUUGAACUUCAAUGGAAAACAUGAAAAGGUGAACAGUCAACCCAGACUUGUACAGCAGGCAAAGUGUUUGAAAAUCAAAGGAAAAGAAGAUAUUGACUUGGAUAAUCUCUUCAGAGUGCUUGUGCUGCAUCCCAGCAGUUUGGAAUCCUCAGCGGAGCAGGCGCAGCAGGCACUUCACCAGUCAGUGUUCAUGUCCACGGUGUCAGCCCACCCUUUUCGGGACCUUCCCCUCGGCAGGGAGCAACACUGCAAGCUGCUUCCAGGCGUGGCUGAUAUCCGGGCCAGCCAAGUGGCACGAUGGACUGUGGAUGAGGUGGCUGAGUUUGUGCAGUCUCUUCUGGGCUGUGAAGAACAUGCCAAGUGCUUUAAGAAAGAGCAGAUUGAUGGCAAAGCCUUCCUGCUUCUGACACAGACAGACAUUGUCAAAGUGAUGAAGAUCAAACUGGGCCCAGCACUGAAAAUUUACAACUCUAUCCUGAUGUUCAGGAAUUCCCAGGACCUCCCUGAAGAAGAUACUGUCUCAGGCCAAGAAGUCAAGGGAUGAUUGCGCUCCCUGAACCCCUCUGGCACCAGGAGCUGCGCUCUUUCAGCAAUAAAAGUGGAGCACAUUAAUUUGAUGUGAAUGUCCAAUGGCCAUAUCCACAUUGAAUCUGGACUUUUUCAAGUGUCUGUGAUUUGUUUAUAUGUUUAGAGGAUUUUGAUGACUGGUCCAGUGCCAAUGAUUCAGAGGCUUAGGCCCAUCUGUGGGUCUGGUUUAUGAACAUUGUUAUCUUUGGUGGGAUCCGUUCAGCUCUAACGUGUUUGCAAGACAGACCAAAGAAGCCCACACAUCCACCUUUAUUCUUCUCCGUCACCAGAAAAGAAACCAUUUUCCAUUUACAAGCAUAACACUGUCAAGCGGUAAAAUAUUAGAAAAGCAGCGUUCAUGAAUACAUUGUUAAUGUUUUUACCAGAACAACGUCGAGCUUGGCUCAGAUCUGCCAUGGAGCACAGCUAGUCUAAGACCUAGAGGCCUGGUGCUUUCAAAAGACUUCACGUGAGAUUUUUGUGUACUUUACUCAGGAAAGUGUGAAUCUCUAAAAAAUAAUAAUAAUAAGCACAUGUUUUCAUGAUUCAUUCAUUCUCCUUUUUGUUCCAUUAUCCAUUUCUUGGUUGUGCUCCCAAGGUUUCCUGGAGCCUCCACAAAGGAGUGUGACCAGGAUUAACAAGAGGACGGCGAGAUGGGCACUUCCAAAAGCUGGAGAGACCCUUCUGAGGACCCUCCACCAUCAGCGGGGCCUCAGGGGACCCUGUCCUAACACUGGUGUGGCCGGUGGGCCAGACCCUCACCUGCACAGAACUCCUCCCUGCUCCCACUCUGAAGGGCAUUUCAGGACUGACUGAUUUCCACCACAGUCUGCCAGAACCCCUGUAACAAGGAGCUGUGUUAUAUUACGUCUGGGGCUGUGUGCAUCUUUACAAACGGAGACACACUGUUCAAAGGGAAGAUCUCUAAAGUAGGGAGCGUGGUACCUAUUCUUUGUCUGAAACAUUCCGAUUUGUUGUCAGGCUUUAUUUGUGUUUUGUAAGUGAUUGUAUCCGAGGCUUAAAUUGUGUGGAAUCAGUCCCACAGUUUUGAAAGACAAGUACCUCUUUUCUGACACUUGUUACUACUUUUACAGGUAGGAACAGCUAUAAAUGCUCUCCCGGCAGUGGAGAGCCACCAUCUGUGGGUGGAGAGAAAGAGGGAAUAGAUUCUAAAAAGAGGUUCUAUGUCCACUUGCUUCAUUAAGAAUGUUAAGGUUUAAGAAAGUUGAUUCUGCUUGGAGAAUUUCUCAAGCUUUACAUUUUUUUUUCACUGAAGAAAAUAAACUCUAAGAUGUGUGCAUAUAUAACAUUUCUUUAGAUCCUUACCUAAAUGAAAUUUUAAUAUAUUAUUGGUUGAUGUAAAUUUUGUUUCUGUGGAGUUUUGUUUGUUGUUUUGCUUUUUGUAGACUGCCAUGUGCAGUUAAAAUUCCUGCUUCUGCCAUGUUAAAAUUUUAAUAUAUUUUAAAUGAUAAUAAAGAGAGAAAACAAAAUUUAUACGUCA
Molecule: messenger RNA, 3674 nt
Organism: Mandrillus leucophaeus (drill)
Lineage: Eukaryota; Metazoa; Chordata; Mammalia; Primates; Cercopithecidae
Gene: L3MBTL4
Product: l(3)mbt-like 4 (Drosophila)
Exons: 21
Coding region: 279-2150 (623 amino acids)
Biological process (GO): regulation of DNA-templated transcription
Cellular component (GO): nucleus
Molecular function (GO): protein binding; zinc ion binding
Source: RefSeq, a predicted model, not a curated record